AGGCAGGUGAGUUUUCUUCAUUUUAGAAUAGUAACCUGAAAUGCUAUAAGAAAUAAUGGUACAGUUAUAGGUGUGGAAUUGAAGUCAAAUUUCAAAUUUCUUUAGUUCAUAUUACUGAUGCAAAUCUUAUUACACUCAUCUCGAUACGUACUGCAAAUUGUCGAGAACUUGAAGUGGGGUAUCUAAUAUAGGCAAAAUCAUAAGUUAAGCCCCUGAACCAACCCUAGAAUCACUAUUAAGCCCCUAGACUUUAAUUGAUGCAGUUAAGCCCUUAAACUCUGUUAUCAAAGCAAUUAAGCCCUUCUUCUUAAGCUAACUUAACUGCCGUUGAGGACACACCCCGCUUGGCUGCUUGGAUGGCAAAAUAUUGCCAUGUCAUGCUUACAGGUGAUCAUCAAAGACAUUAAGACUUAAAAGAAAUUAGUUAAGUUGCAGUUGAGAAAAAGAAAAAUCAUUCUCUAGUCGAGGAGGAUGAGGGAGGAUGUUGUUGACGCCUUGAAAAAAUGCGCGGAGGCGCUUCAAUAUGGGAAUCCGAGACUUGCAAAUGCAGAGAUGGGAAGAGUUCUUUUUCUUGCUGAAGAGGAAACCGAGACUGCAACUAGAAUAUUGAUCGAAUAUUUUGCACAGGCUCUCGCUUGCCGAGCCUGUGGACUUCAUCCUAAAUAUUUUUCAUUCCCAUCACCUGGCUGGAAGUAUUGGAUGUAUUACUGGCAUGGCCUUUUUUUAACUGUAGGUCAGUUUAUUUCAACUGUCGUCAAGGGAAAAUGCAAAGUCCAUGUUAUUGAACUUGUCAAGCACAUGGAUGGUUAUGAGCAAUGGGAAUCCAUUAUUUCUGAGCUUGAUUACUGGGGUGACCUGACGCAUUUAAGGUUAAGUUUACUUGUACAAGAAAAAGUUGAAUUUUCGAAAGAAAGGGUGGAGGAACUUAUUCGGAGGGCUGAAUUUCGUUGCAUUAAGUUGGAAUAUAAGAUUAUUGCUGUUAACAGUUUCGCUGACAUUGAUGUGUCUUUACUGGAGAUGCGGGAUGGCGAGUUUGUGGUUGUGAAUUGCAUGUUUGUAUUCAGCAAAAUGUUAUCUGAGGCAUUAGCUCUGGAGAAGCUGUUACAAAGGGUGAGGGAUGUCAUGAGAGUGGAUGUUAUGAUUGUUGUAGAGCAUGAUGCUAACCACAAUCAGUCUGAUUUUUUAUUGCGGUUUGAUGAAUCACUUAGAUAUUAUUCUUCUCUAUUCCAAGAUUGUUGGAGCGGUCACGAUCGUAUGGCUGAGCCGUAUUAUAGAUAUCAAAUAGGGAACAUAGUGGCGUGUGAGGGUAGUAACAGGGUGGAGCGGCACCAGACGUGGGCUCAAUGGAAAUCCUUGCUUAUUGAUUCUGGAUUUUCUAUUUUUAACUCGUUUAUUAAAUGGGAAAACGACGAAAAUGAAGAGUGGAUGGAAGAUGGUAUCUUGUCGAUCUUAGGUGGCAAAGCAGAGAAGCGGUCAGUAAUUUUCGUUUCUGCUUGGAAAAUAUUAACAUCUCCCGCCAAAUCAUCGGGCUCUAAUGAAGGUUAGUAUCUUCUACCGAGUUAAACUGGCCCCUUAACACUAACCAAAAAUAUUUAUUUUUGAUUCCACAAGGUUUAUAGCACACAUUAUUCACUGCUGU
Messenger RNA from Rubroshorea leprosula, 1639 nucleotides. The record is from the annotation of a GenBank genome assembly. Lineage: Eukaryota; Viridiplantae; Streptophyta; Magnoliopsida; Malvales; Dipterocarpaceae.